GGGGGCGGAGCUUCGCAGUGCCGGGGCUGAGAGACAAGGUUGACUAUGUUCAAGUUCGGGUUGACCGUUGUCCGGCAUGGAGAAACAAGAUACAAUAAAGAGAAGAUACUACAAGGGCAGGGCAUAGAUGAACCUCUCUCUCAGACGGGCUUCCAACAAGCCAAUGCUGCUGGUGUCUUUCUCAGCAAUGUCAGAUUUACUCACGUGUUCUCGAGUGACUUGCUUCGGGCUAAGCAGACGGCAGCCUCAAUUCUCAGAAAGAGUCAGUUUAGCAAAGAGAUUGCUGUAAAAUAUGACUCAAGACUCCGAGAGCGGAAGUACGGAGUGGCAGAAGGGAGGCCGUUGAGUGACCUCAGGACUAUGGCAAAAGCUGCUGGGGAGCAGUGUCCGUCCUUUACACCUCCUGGAGGAGAAACCCUAGAAGAAGUAAAGGCACGCAGUGAGGACUUUUUUGCAGAUCUUUGUAGUCUUAUUGUCAGGGAAGCAUAUCAGGAAAAAGGCACCGAAAGGAGAGCUGGAAAUUACACAGAAGGAGCAGGAGGAAGUUCUAGUACCUUCCUGACAAACCACCAUGGGAGCACGGAAUUUCAUUCCAGUUCCAUGGGAGCUACUGAAGAGCUGGUCGCCAACAUACUGGUUGUGAGUCACGGGGCCUACAUGAGGAACUGGCUGAGCUAUUUUGUUUUGGACCUAAAAUGUAUUUUGCCAGCCUCUUUGACAAAGGCUGAGCUCUCUUCUGUGAGUCCCAAUACUGGAAUUAGUAAGUUCAUUGUAAAACUUGAGAACAGAGAUAAUAUUAAGCCUAAAAUCCAGUGCAUUUGUCUGAACAGAGAUGAUCAUUUAGGUGAUAUGGCAGCUGAAAAUAUUUAGCUCUGAAACAGUUAAAAAUACAACAUGUAUUUAUGCAGUGAGUACAAGCAUCUUUUCUUUUACAUUAUUUGAGUUGUAUGGGCUGUAUGAAAAGGGAAAAUAAACAGAAUAAAUUCAUAUUCUGUUGCAACAGUUAGCUCUUUAGCAACUGAUUUUAGGCUGUCCAUACAAUAUUUGCAAAAGUAGUUGCUCAUCAUUUACUCCCGUGCAUGACUGAAAUUGCCUGGGCUUUUUCAUCAGUACUGCAGUAUUAAGCACAGGUCAUAUAUGUGGUGCCCAUGUGUCUUGUAAGUUUCUGUGUCUUAGCACUUUAUUAAAUAAAUGUAAAAGUCUCCCCUUCAACAAGGAAAGAGGAAUCAGCCAUCUCAGGCAGUGGGUUUGGAGCGUCUUUUAAAGGUAGCCGUGGAAGCCAGAUCUGGCCUCCUGAGCACGUGCCACUGGGGUGUUCAUUUCGAUGGGGCUUGCACAGGAGAAUUUAGGGACUGCAGGUGGGAUUUGGGGUGCCAAACAGUUUUUUUCGUUUCUGUGGUUAUGUGGAUAUAUCCCCCCCUUCCUCUGCAGCCAGUUGCCUCCUUCUAAAUCUGGCUUUUGGUCUUUAUAUGCAACAGAGAGAGCAUGAACAAAGCAGGAAGUUGAGCCACUUUUCCCAUUCAGCCCUCCUCCUUAUAACAUGAACACUUCUUUUUAAAAAUAGCUGAAUGAGGACAUCUGCAAAUCUUGGCAGCUUGUCUCUCUGUUGUGACUCUCAGUUUCUCACCCUUGGGGUACUCCUGAGCGUGCACAGUAGGGCUUUUUUUCUGGGGGAACGCGCUG
Molecule: messenger RNA, 1683 nt
Organism: Gekko japonicus
Lineage: Eukaryota; Metazoa; Chordata; Lepidosauria; Squamata; Gekkonidae
Gene: TIGAR
Product: TP53 induced glycolysis regulatory phosphatase
Exons: 6
Coding region: 46-870 (274 amino acids)
Biological process (GO): positive regulation of DNA repair; regulation of pentose-phosphate shunt; fructose 1,6-bisphosphate metabolic process
Cellular component (GO): cytosol
Molecular function (GO): fructose-2,6-bisphosphate 2-phosphatase activity
Source: RefSeq, a predicted model, not a curated record